Messenger RNA from Loa loa (African eye worm), 507 nucleotides. RefSeq lists its product as hypothetical. The coding region runs from base 1 to 507 and encodes 168 amino acids. Lineage: Eukaryota; Metazoa; Nematoda; Chromadorea; Rhabditida; Onchocercidae. The transcript is spliced from 3 exons. The record is from RefSeq and is a predicted model, not a curated record.
AUGGAUAUAUACUAUCUUUUUGAAGCGGAUGCUUCCACGAUACUUAUUUCAUACCAGAUGCAUAUUUUUCUGCUUUGGUUUAUCUUCUUCCUUAUAACCAAAAAAAAAACACUGGGUUUAACCGGAUGUUGUGUCCUUACUUUUCGUGAUGCUGAUAGCAAUGAUGAUAGCCAUAUAACAACAGCAAUAAUGAUCAUGAUAAUGGAUGGUUGGAUGGUGAUAAUUGUUAAGCAAGAAGGAAGAGAAAUAAGUGAAACGGAGCUUGAAAAUAAGCUGAAAAGAAUAUUGGUGGAAUACUACCUUAAAGCGCAAUCUCGGGAAAGAGAGAUUAUGUCCGGUGAGAUUGUUUUUUGUCGUUUUACCCAAAUUUACGAAAGGUUUGACUUUAAAUGCUCAGAAUGUUCACUACCAUCAAAAAUGGCUUAUCAAAAUUUGGAAAUAGCUUAUGAGCUAUUGCCUUAUGGGUGGAAGAAAAAUCUAUAUAUGGAGAUCUAUUUGUCCCUUUAA